Messenger RNA from Penicillium lagena, 690 nucleotides. Its product is annotated as DUF4291 domain-containing protein. The transcript has a single exon. Lineage: Eukaryota; Fungi; Ascomycota; Eurotiomycetes; Eurotiales; Aspergillaceae. The record is from RefSeq and is a predicted model, not a curated record. Bases 1 to 690 code for a protein of 229 amino acids.
AUGGCAUCAACAAAUUCAACACCACAAACCCCACACGCUACAGCUACCAAUACAAGCCCACCUCAGUAUAGAGCCAUUCGCGCCACCUACACCACCAACACAAUAACCGUCUACCAGGCCUACCCCUCCUCAAUCGCCAACCCAGCCCUAGCAGCCCAAACCCUCGUUGCCCCAUUCUCCCGCACGCGGAUGACAUGGAUAAAACCAUCCUUCCUCUGGAUGGCCUACCGCAGCGGCUACGGCACAAAACCCGGACAGGAACGCGUACUCGCCAUCGAGAUUACUCGCGAGGGCUUCGAAUGGGCACUUCGGCAUUCCUGCCUAAGCCAUUGGGGCGACCAGAAUAAUAUUCCGCAAAGCGGAACUGGGCCUGAUUAUGAGGAAAGCAAGAAACAAUGGCAAGCGAAGCUACAUAGCAGCCCUGUGCGAGUCCAGUGGGAUCCCGAGCGCGAUUUGAGGCAUAAUCCGUUGAUAUAUAAGUCUGUACAGAUUGGACUGGGGCCCUUGGCUGUGGCCAAAUAUGUGGAUGAGUGGAUUGUGAGUGUGACUGAUGUUACGGAUCUUAUGCGUGAGAUAUCGGGGUAUGUUGAUCGGGGGCAGUUGGAUACGGCGCUUAUGUGUUUACCUGCUGUGAGGGAGUAUCCGUUGUCCGAGGAGCUGAGGGCUAUAUUGCAUGCUUCAUCGUUGUAG